Molecule: messenger RNA, 585 nt
Organism: Adineta ricciae
Lineage: Eukaryota; Metazoa; Rotifera; Eurotatoria; Adinetida; Adinetidae
Source: the annotation of a GenBank genome assembly
AUGGUUGACAUCAGUUAUACCUGUUCACUUCUUGGUUUUGCCAACAUUAUUGAAUUGAUAUUGCUUGCUGGUGGUUUUAUAGCUGUAUGUAUAGCGUCAACUGGCUAUGCUCAACUAGUCGAUUCGUAUUCGAAUAUAAUUAAAUACAAUAUAACUGCAUCUCCAACGGGAGAUUGGAAAGUAUUUUAUGAUAUUGAUGCAUUUGCAAUAAAACAAGCUGAUCAGGCUAUUCUGAUGAUUAUAUUUAUAUUAACAGCAAUAACAUUUAUUUUUCAUGUUUUGUUUAAUAUUCGUUAUCGAUAUUCGUGGCAUCGAUUUUCUACUGCAAUAGCAUUUCUUUGUAUUAUUUAUGCUUUUGCUCUAUGUGGUGUGUCGAUUGUCGUUGCUUGUUGGGAGGACAAAUUGAGAAAGCAGUUGACAAACAUCUAUUUGAAUAACCAAUUCAUCAAUACACCUAAUGGCUUUGUCAAACCACAAAUCGGUUCAGCAGCAGCAGCUUCUGCGUUUGGAUUUGCAGCAUGUGUGAUGUACCUUGUCGAAGCUUUGAUUCGAUUUCGACGUCUAGCCGAUAAACUUCAAACAUAA